AUGACAAUUGGCACUUCAAAACCCUCUCCAGAAUUUCCGCUACCUGUGGAACUCCUCCGGGAAAUCAUCACCCUCCUUCCACCCAUAGACCGCCAAAUGCUCUCUUUGGCAUCUCGCUUCACACGAAGUCAGGCCAUACACUUCAUAUUCAGACAUUUACGAUAUACGGGGAAGAUAACACCUAAAGUACGCAACAUUCAUCUGGCGAGCAAGGAGGUGAAAGAGGUCAUAAGAAAACUCGAACUCAAUUUCUCGAGCAUUGCUACCCAAGAAGAUGACGACAGCGCUGUCGCCUUCCAAUUCCUGGAAACCCUGCCAAAUUUGCAGGCUCUCGAAUACCACCAGCUCGGACACCUUAUUCGAUUUGGGGAUCUCUCUCAGCUCAUUUCUUCCAUCCGAUCCGCCUCUCUUCUUGAAUUCGGCCUUUAUACUGGGCUCUAUGCAGCCGUUGAAGCAGUUCCUACGGCAGGUCCCGUCGGCCUAGAGAAACUCUCCAUAACUUGGCAUGUAAACGACAACCCGAAUCAGCCAGGAAGUUCACUAGCUCACUUGUACGCGCUCGUUCGGCCCUCACUUACGACUCUAGUGAAACUUGGGAUCGACAACGAGCCUGAAAUUUUUGGCGGUGACUUUGACCUGCAACUAUUGAAGCCGGCUGGCCGCACUUUGCGGACGUUUGAAUAUACUCUUCAAAGUUCCGAUGAGACCGUACUCGACACUAUUCCAGAGAUUCUCCCACAUCUCACAAAGCUUAGUAUCCAAUGGGACAACCUAUUCACGGAGCACUCUGUUUUGUGGAAGGAUGUGCACAUCCAAGCUCUUUCAAAAAACGAGAACCUUACCGACCUCACACUGUCCUCGGGAAGAGAAUGCCGACGAUACUGUGAUGGCUGA
This is a messenger RNA of Cyclocybe aegerita, 894 nucleotides long. The record is from the annotation of a GenBank genome assembly. Lineage: Eukaryota; Fungi; Basidiomycota; Agaricomycetes; Agaricales; Hemipholiotaceae.